This is a messenger RNA of Malaclemys terrapin pileata, 4806 nucleotides long. RefSeq names its product carboxypeptidase X, M14 family member 1 (gene CPXM1). NCBI's taxonomy places the organism in Eukaryota, Metazoa, Chordata, Testudines, Emydidae. The transcript has 14 exons. Gene Ontology annotation, biological process: proteolysis. The coding region runs from base 71 to 2284 and encodes 737 amino acids. The record is from RefSeq and is a predicted model, not a curated record. Gene Ontology annotation, molecular function: metallocarboxypeptidase activity; zinc ion binding.
GCACCGAGCCAGAGCUGCGCACCCCGCGUCCGUGUCCGCUGCGCCCCGCCUGGCCCCUGCGCCCCUCGCCAUGCUGGCCCGGCCCCUGCUGCUCCUCCUCGCCCUGGUCCCCGCAGCCCGCCUGCCCGGCGCGCACGGGGCCCCUGGCCCCGCCACCCUCCGCCCGGGCGGCGAGCGGGAGGUGACGGCGGCACCCGCAGCGCCGAGCACCCAGGGGCAGCUGGGGGAGCCCGUCCCCGAGGGCGGGAGGCUGCGGCUGGCCGAGGAGAAGGCAGCGGGCGGUGAAGCCAGGGGCACCACGAAGAAACCUGUGCGGGUUAAAGUAGUGAAGAAAAAAGUCUUGAAGAAGAAACCCAAGGCUUCGGGCCAGGGAGCAGCCACCGAGCAGCAGCCACAAUGUCCCCCGCUGGGGCUGGAGUCUCUGAGGGUGUCGGACUUCCAGCUACGAGCCUCCAGCAUCAAGCGCUACGGACUGGGUGCCCACCGGGGACGCCUCAAUAUACAGUCCGGGAUUCACGACGGUGACUUCUAUGACGGAGGCUGGUGUGCCGGCCACGAGGACCGGGACCAGUGGCUGGAGAUCGAUGCCCGGCGGCCGACCCGUUUCACCGGCGUCAUCACACAGGGCCUGAACUCCAUCUGGACUUACGACUGGGUGACCUCCUACAAAGUCCAGUUCAGUAACGACACACACAGCUGGCAGCCAGGCAGGAACGGGACGGAGGAGGUGGUGUUCCUGGGGAACAAGGACCCCGAGACGCCCGUGCUCAAUGCACUCCCCACCCCGGUGGUGGCGCGCUACAUCCGCAUCAACCCCCAGACCUGGUUUGAGAACGGCACCAUCUGCCUGAGGGCGGAGAUCCUGGGCUGCCCCUUGCCAGACCCCAACAACAUCUACUCCUGGGAGAACGAGCCGGUGGUGACCGACAAGCUGGACUUCAGGCAUCACAACUACAAGGAGAUGAGAAAGCUGAUGAAGGAGGUGAACGAGGAGUGCCCCAACAUCACCCGGGUCUACAGCAUUGGGAAGAGCUACCUCGGCCUGAAGAUGUACGCGAUGGAGAUCUCGGACAACCCCGGGCAGCACGAGUUGGGGGAGCCGGAGUUCCGCUACGUGGCCGGGAUGCACGGGAACGAGGUGCUGGGCCGUGAGCUCCUGCUCAACCUGAUGCAGUACCUGUGCGGCGAGUACACCCGGGGCAACCCCCGCGUCGUCCGGCUGGUGAGCGAGACCCGCAUCCACCUGCUGCCCUCCAUGAACCCCGACGGCUACGAGACGGCCUACAAGCUGGGCUCGGAGCUGGCGGGCUGGGCCGUGGGCCGCUGGACCUACGAAGGCAUCGACCUCAACCACAACUUCGCUGACCUCAACACGGCCCUGUGGGACGCCGAAGACAACGAGCUGGUUCCUCACAAGUUCCCCAACCACUAUCUCCCCAUCCCGGAGUACUACACCUUCGCCAACGCCACGGUGGCCCCGGAGACCCGCGCCGUCAUCGACUGGAUGCAGAAGUUCCCCUUCGUGCUAAGCGCCAACCUGCACGGGGGGGAGCUGGUGGUGACCUACCCCUACGACAUGACCCGCACCUACUGGAAGGCCCAGGAGCUGACGCCCACGCCCGACGACGCCAUCUUCCGCUGGCUCGCCACCGUCUAUGCCACCACCAACCUGGCCAUGGUGGACGACGAGCGCCGCCUCUGCCACUACGAGGACUUCACCAGGGAGGGCAACAUCAUCAACGGCGCCAACUGGCACACGGUGCCGGGAAGUAUGAACGACUUCAGCUACCUGCACACAAACUGCUUUGAGGUCACUGUAGAGCUGUCCUGCGACAAAUUCCCGCACGAGUCCGAGCUGCCCAGGGAGUGGGAGAACAACAAGGAGUCCCUGCUGGUCUUCAUGGAGCAGGUCCGCCGGGGCAUUAAAGGGGUCGUUCGGGACAAGGACACCGAGCAGGGAAUUGCAGACGCCAUCAUUGCCGUGGACGGCAUCAACCACGACGUCAGAACAGCUUUCGACGGCGACUACUGGCGCUUGCUGAACCCGGGCGAGUACGAGGUCACCGCCGCGGCCGAAGGCUACCACCCCGUCACCAGGACCUGCCGCGUCUCCUACGAGGACAACCCCACCCUCUGCGACUUCCAGCUCACCAAGACGCCCAAGCAGCGGCUGCGCGAGAUCCUGGCCAAGGGGGGCAAGAUCCCCAAGGACCUGAUCCUGCGGCUCCGGCAGCUGCGGCUCCGCAAGUUGAGGGCCCAGCGGCAGGCCCAGGGAGGGGACUAACCCCUUCUGGACUGUGUGGGGACGCAGAAGAGGGAUGUGCUCUGUGUGGCUCGCGGUCCCUCCCCCACACUCUAGUCUAGCGGCUUCUUGCUCUCUGUGUUGUUUCGUGAGUCUGUAGCGGGGUGUGACUGCCGGCCCAGUGUCCUCCUGGGGCCUGUCCCUUCCUACCUCCUACCCUGCCCUGCCCUUCCUGCUCUCCAGCCCGCAGCCCCUGGCUACGUUCCUUGGCAGUCCAGCCCCAAACCCUGCUUCUGAGCCCCCAGAUGCUCUCAGUUUGGGGGGGGUGUGCCUGGGCGUGGCAAGAAGACAGCGGAAAUCAGUGGCGCAGACAAAGCUGCAGGCGUGUUCCCUAGGGGCACAGGCAGUGGACAGACACCCGGGACGGGCUUUGCCAGCAGAAGAGGACUUUGUAACACCUCAAAGAGCAGCUUUCCCCCAGGAGGGUCUCAGCACGGCUGCUGCCGUCUUAGCCAGACCAGGGACCCCUGUUUAGUGGGUAGAGCCUUUGCCUAAGGACACUGCAGGGCCCGGUCCAGCCACCCAACAGAGGCCUCUGCUAACUGGUUCCGUUCCACUCUGCCUGGCCACCGCUUGGCAAAUCCCCCAGGAGGAAUCCCGCAGGCAGCAGUAACCACAAGGCAUUUGGACAUCAGGUCCCGGGGCGUGCAGAAGAAAGGGGAAGGGCCUCAGGAAUGGGAGCUGGGCUCAAGGUGAGGGCCAUGGCUCUCUGCUCCUGACUGCGAUGGGCAAGGAAGGGUCUUGUCCUCUCUCUACCUGAAAGGGGUGAGGUCAGAAGAGGGGGAAAUCGCCCACCCGAGGGAGUUCAAUCAGCUGUAUUGCCUUCAUUUACACCAGUGAAUCCGUUUCUUUGGGGGGUUACUGACACGUGGGUGGCAAUCGCUGGGUUAACAAGCAGUUGGCUCAGUAGUUGAGGGGAUACAAGUCCGCGUGGAUAUAUCUGCUGUGAGCCUGCGAUGGUUCUGUUGUGCAGUGUAGGGGAGGAAUCACACACGUAGUGAAAGGGGAACAAACUGGGGUGUGUUUGUGGUUGAGCUCAAGAAACAGGCCAGGCAGUGCAGCACACUGCGUAGCCACGGGGACGCCCCGUGACGAUCCCCAAGAGCAGCGUCUGGCCCCGUGAAAUGCCCUAAGUGGUGUCUAUUCGAGUCUCCUGGGCGUGAGCGAGCGGCCGCCACUGAUUCCUCGAAACAUGCGGAGUCUGCAUCUGAGACUCCAGGCUGGCCCUAAAAAUAGCUCCUGGCACACAAUGGGCAUGACGCAAGCAGGACUUCGAUUGCCUAGCACGGGGUCUGGCUGGGCAGGAAUCCAGAGCAAACAUACAUCAGUCAGUCCGUACCAACCAUGGUAGGGUGUGCGCUGGCUGGAUUCCCAGAUCCCUUGGGUGGAGGGAUCCUGGUGCAGUCAGGGAUAACCUGGUUCCGCCCCGUUGGUAAUGACAGCACAGUUCCCAAGGAUGUGCCCUGUAGAAUAGCCAGCACGCGCUCGUUUGGCGUUCCAUCAUCCGACUUCACUGGACCAUAGGUGACAUCUGGGGGAGCCAAUUCCUGGCCAGAGGGGUGGCCAUGGCACCCUCACUGAAACCACCACCUGUGGCACCAAUUGUCCCCCCUGGCAGUCUCCUCAGGGCCGACACAAGAGAUACCAGCAGCCUUCUCAGCUGCGAGGCACCCCUCCAGAGCAGGGCAGAAGCACGUUAAGGGGACACAGGUCCUGAUUUCGUAUUGCUCCAGGUUCCCCGGGCAUAACAAUUAAAAGGCUGUUACUGAAGAGCUAACUGGCGCCUUGUCCGAGCCCCGACCCAGAUCCUAGGCAGAGAUGACUCCGCUUGGUGCAGUGAAUGGUUCCUGUGGUUUCCUUUCCACUCAGCCUUUGUUGUCAGGGGUACUUGUGGGAAUACAGCUCGUCCCCAGGGUGACUCCAGUAAAGACACUGCAGUUACCCCAGGGAUGACUUUAGCCUCAGCUCUUUGUUCUCCCAGCACCCCGGUGAAGUCCCACUCCUCUGCAUGAGCCGUCACAAUUGUUUCCUUGGCACCGGCCUGCGAUGUCACAGUCAGAGGCUGAGACUGUGCAGAACAGAUGGGCUCCCAGGGCCAGCCGCUGACAGCCGUAGCGUGUCCGCUGCACCCGCCAGGAGCUGUGGGUGGGUCUCAGCACCGCUCUAGGGUCAGGCCCUCAGCGAACCGAGGACAGUGUCCAGGAACAGCCGCUGCCGAGGGCGUUCAGACGUUACUCAGAGCUUCCAGCUCUUCUGUGCAAGCCCAGGGCUAGUGGGCGCUUCGUUCUGCAGGCGGGACCUGACUGGAACAGGGCGUGUAAACAGCAGUGGAACAAUGGCUCGCGGCUCCGACCUAACGGGGGCGGCGAGAAGGGACCACUGCUCGGGUGGGCACUCAGCUCAGCACGAGGCGCUGAUGAGUUAACGAUACAAUGCUGGCAUUCGGUGUCCUUGCUAGGCAAGUGACACCCUCAGCAGCAAUAAACCUUCGCCGUUUUACCUUC